Molecule: messenger RNA, 884 nt
Organism: Ipomoea triloba (trilobed morning glory)
Lineage: Eukaryota; Viridiplantae; Streptophyta; Magnoliopsida; Solanales; Convolvulaceae
Product: rRNA-processing protein UTP23 homolog
Exons: 3
Coding region: 87-752 (221 amino acids)
Cellular component (GO): small-subunit processome; nucleolus
Molecular function (GO): small ribosomal subunit rRNA binding
Source: RefSeq, a predicted model, not a curated record
GGCCGUUGCCUUUCUUGAUCGUAUUUCCGUAUCCUCUUCUAUAUAUAUAUACAUAUUAUAUUUUUUAAUAUGGAAUAUUGUAUGCCAUGCCGAAUAUGAAUGACAAUUCAGAGGAGAAGCCCUUCUUCAAUGAUUGGUUGUAUGCGGAAUCACGCUCCCAAAAUAGGAUAUCCAGGCAGGCCCUACAGUUUUACCAGACGAACUACGGGUUUAAACAACCAUUGAAUGUAAUGUGUUCUUCAAGGUUUCUACAAAAAUGGCGGUCUGCUGGAGAGAUUGAACAGCGUCUUUCAAGUGUUCUUGCAGAGAAAGCCGUCAUCUGGGCUUCGAAUUGCAUCGUCCAGGAGUUGGGCGGAGGAGGGUAUGAUGGCCUGAAAGUCUACAGCUGUGAUCACCAAUCAUCGAUGUCUGGGAAAUCUUGUAUAUCUCAAAUUGCAAAGCAGCAGAGCAGCAAACUUGUAUUUGCCACCGAUAAUCUGUACUUUAGCAAGAAACUGCUCAAGCUUGCCGGUGUUCCCGUUCUUCUGUUGAAGAAUACCGUUCUGAUGUUGAUGAAACCAUCCCGGGCACAGCGCCAGUUCGCGAAGGCUGAGGCUGAGGCACAGAAGGCUGAGGCUGAGGAGUUUGCCAAGCAAAGGAAAAGGAAGGCUGGGAAGGCUGAGGCUGAGGAGUUCGGGAAGCAAAGGAAAAGGAAGGCUGGGAAGGCUGAGGCUGAGGAGUUCGCUAAGCAAAGGAAAAGGAAAUCCCAUUAGUUAAAUGGAUUUUGCGAAUUACAGACUCUUGUACAUAAGAAGUCGUUACCUCCUUUGAAAACUUGUUUGUCUUGUUGAAGUUCUUCAUUUCUCUACACAGUACAUAAUAAAAGAAACCUUUUUUGGAGCUUU